This is a messenger RNA of Indicator indicator, 681 nucleotides long. RefSeq names its product immunoglobulin lambda-1 light chain-like. Gene Ontology annotation, biological process: immunoglobulin production; immune response. Bases 1 to 681 code for a protein of 226 amino acids. NCBI's taxonomy places the organism in Eukaryota, Metazoa, Chordata, Aves, Piciformes, Indicatoridae. The transcript has 4 exons. The record is from RefSeq and is a predicted model, not a curated record.
AUGGCCUGGGCUCCUCUGCUCUUCGCGGUCCUCAUCCACAGCUCAGGUUCCCUGGUCCAGGCAGCUCUGACUCAGCCACCCUCGGUGUCAGCAAACCCAGGACAAACCAUCCAGAUCUCCUGCAUGGGGAGCAGCAGCAACUAUGGCUGGUACCAGCAGAAGGUCCCUGGCACUGCCCCUCACACUGUGAUCUACUGGAAUGACAGGAGACCCUCAGGAAUCCCUUCACGAUUCUCUGGAUCCAAGUCUGGCUCCACAGGCACCUUAACCAUCACUGGGGUCCAAGCUGAGGACGAGGCUGUCUAUUACUGUGGUGGCUGGGACAGCAGCGGGGCCGGGACCCUGCUGACCGUCCUAGGUCAGCCCAAGGUCGCCCCCAACGUCCUGCUCUUCCCUCCAUCCACCGAGGAGCUCUCCCAGCAGAGCAAAGCCACCCUGGUGUGCCUGGUAGAUGACUUCUACCCUGGGUCGGUGCGGGUGACCUGGCUGGCUGAUGGCACACCCCUCACCAGCGGCGUGGAGACCAGCCCGGCUCAGCGGCAGAGCAACAACCAGUACAUGGCCAGCAGCUACCUGUCGCUGAGCUACUCAGACUGGACCAGACGUGACGUCUUCACCUGCAAGGUCGAACAUGAGGCUGGCAACGUGGAGAAGAGCCUGAACAGAUCCCAGUGCUCCUAA